UCAUUCGGUUCUCGAAUGACUGUGGCUCAGAGAAAAGAGGCACACGAAUUGAGAAAGACUCUCAAGCCAUUGAUGGAAAAAAGAAGGCGAGCUCGCAUUAACGAGAGCCUCAAUCACUUAAAAACACUCAUACUCCCUCUGGUCGGCAAAGACGCUUCAUGCUAUUCAAAGCUGGAGAAAGCCGACAUUCUCGAAAUGACUGUGCGGUUCCUCAGAGACCUGCCUUCCUCGUCAGCUAAAGGUCAAACAGACAGCUACAAAGAGGGAUAUAAAGCCUGCUUGCAGCGCAUCUCCGCGAUGCUGCCGCAGUCUAACAUCGAAACGCAAACCCGUCAACGCGUCAACGAGUUCAUUCAGCACUCGAUGGCGUCUGCGACGUCCUCCUGCCAGAACUGCUGUGCUCAGAACUCCAGAAUGAUUUCCCAAAUGCACCAGAGACUUGUAAGCAUGAGGAGCAACAGCUAUGCGACGGAGAACCAGUCCACGGGCACCGCGUCUGCUCCCAGCCAACCCCAGCCUGCGCCGCAGGAAGCUGUGGACAUGUGGAGACCGUGGUGA
Molecule: messenger RNA, 558 nt
Organism: Puntigrus tetrazona (Sumatra barb)
Lineage: Eukaryota; Metazoa; Chordata; Actinopteri; Cypriniformes; Cyprinidae
Gene: hes2.1
Product: hes family bHLH transcription factor 2, tandem duplicate 1
Exons: 4
Coding region: 16-558 (180 amino acids)
Biological process (GO): anterior/posterior pattern specification; regulation of neurogenesis; regulation of transcription by RNA polymerase II
Cellular component (GO): nucleus
Molecular function (GO): DNA-binding transcription factor activity, RNA polymerase II-specific; protein dimerization activity; RNA polymerase II cis-regulatory region sequence-specific DNA binding
Source: RefSeq, a predicted model, not a curated record